CAACACGUCUUCCACUGUGAUUUAGGGGUCCCAUUACGAUACUUUUUAUCCACCUCACCUUAUCCCGAUUCGCCUCUCCGAAAAUCGUUUGUCAUUGGCAACGUCUCGUUUCCUGCAAUAGACCUUCCCACGGACAACGAGAACCAUCGGAUGCAGCUCUGGGGCCUGACACUCGGGAUGACGCGCGAACUUAUCGAAUUGACCGAGGUUGCUGCUGCUAGUAGUAAUGGCGGGAGGCCUGCAUGGCAGCAAUUUGUAACGAUGGCAAAGGCUUAUCCCAAAUUCUCGUUUAAAGACAUGAAUGUCUUGAUUCGAUUCUUCAUGUAUCUCCAACCCCCACAAAGAAAACAAGAUGUAGAAAGGGUGUAUAUGGCAUCGCUUCGCAAGGCUAUCUAUGUGGCUGUCAUAUGGCGCGCAGUACUCGGUGUGGCGGUGGUGGGAUUGCUAGGACGCAAAUUGCUGCUACAUUUGCGUCUAAAGAAGUGACAUAUAUAAAGUGUGUGUGUGCGGUGAUAAAUGAUAAUAAAAUUUUGACUUUUUGGAAUACUCCUUUGGACGUUUUGUUCAACCUAAGCGGUGUCGCGCCAUGCAGCGUAGAUCUGGAAGACAGCUGCAAAUCCGCCAA
Messenger RNA from Zychaea mexicana, 625 nucleotides. RefSeq lists its product as uncharacterized. Bases 151 to 486 code for a protein of 111 amino acids. Lineage: Eukaryota; Fungi; Mucoromycota; Mucoromycetes; Mucorales; Lichtheimiaceae. The transcript is spliced from 2 exons. The record is from RefSeq and is a predicted model, not a curated record.